UAAAAGCGGCAGAUUUAUUUGUGUAUCUACCAGCUUGAGGUUACACCCCCUGGCUUUAGAUAUAACCUCUCAUAGUACAUUUACAACUAAUACUACUAUAAGUUUCAUAAAGCCAAUCGAAAUAGCUGUAAAAAAAAGAAAGAAAAAAAGAUUACUUUAUAUUGAUCAUUCUGUAUCUAUUGUUUGUGGGACAGUUACUACUGCUGGACUCGCUGGACUGUCGGACUACAGUAUCAACGUAUUGGAGUUUCAUUUUAGGGGAAACCAGUGCAUUUUCUGCCAAGUCCUCUCUGCCAGUGGUGCGGGACCUGAUCGAUCACUUUGACACUUCUAUUACCAUCUAUCACUUUUACCUCUGCCUCAAGUUGUUAUUCAUUUAGAGGAGUCGCUGUCACACACCAUGCCAGCGAACCAGGCCUUUGUCACCCUGGCCACCACAGACAGCUACUGUAUGGGGGCGCUGGUGGUAGGACAGUGUUUACGACGACACAGGACCACACGCCAGACUGUUGUGAUGGUCUCCACUAAUGUCUCUAGCCAGGCACGGGCUGCCCUGGGCCAUGUGUUUGACCAGGUCCUGGUAGUGGACGUGCUGGACAGUGGAGACCAAGCACAUCUAUCCUGGCUGGGACGACCAGAACUGGGGGUCACUUUCACCAAGCUCCACUGUUGGACCCUCACCCAAUACAGCAAAUGUGUGUUCCUGGACGCAGACACACUCGUGCUGUGUAACGUGGACGAGCUGUUUGAGCGCGAGGAGCUGUCUGCGGCCCCUGACCCUGGCUGGCCGGACUGUUUUAACUCAGGGGUGUUUGUGUUCAGGCCCUCUCUGAUCACCCACGGCAGGCUCUUGGAGCAUGCACGACAACACGGCAGCUUCGACGGUGGGGACCAGGGCCUCUUGAACACAUUUUUCAGCGACUGGCCUGUUAGAGAUAUCAGUAAACACCUGCCUUUUGUGUACAACCUCAGUACCAUCGCAGUCUACACCUAUUUGCCUGCUUAUCAAGAAUAUGGUCACAAUGCUAAGAUUGUCCACUUCCUGGGUUCGGUCAAGCCAUGGAAUCUACGUUCUAACUCAAAGACCAAUCAGCACACCAACAGCCACCUGGAAGAGUUUGUUUACCAGUGGUGGAUGGAGUACUCCUACUUACAUCACCUAUUAAAGACAAUGUCCCAUCAAGAACCUGCUGUGCCAAUCCAACAUGCUGGGCCAAAGCAACAUAGCCAGGGAAGAGAAGAAGAGAAGCCAAAGGCGAGAGAAGAAGAGAAGCCAAAGGGGAGAGAAGAAGAGAAGCCAAAGGCGAGAGAAGAAGAGAAGCCAAAGGCGAGAGAAGAAGAGAAGCGAAAGGGGAGAGAAGAAGAUGAGCCAAAGGUGAGAGAAGAAGAUGAGCCAAAGGGGAGAGAAGAAGACGAGCCAAAGGGGAGAGAAGAAGAUGAGCCAAAGGCAAGAGAAGAAGAUGAGCCAAAGGCAAGAGAAGAAGAGAAGCCAAAGGGGAGAGAAGAAGACGAGCCAAAGGGGAGAGAAGAAGAUGAGCCAAAGGCAAGAGAAGAAGAUGAGCCAAAGGGGAGAGAAGCAGUGUCGUUGAUAGAGGACCUCACAGAAUCAUUACUCCGAAAAGUCAAUCUGCUCACAGAGGAGAGGAAGAAGAGGCUUGAUUCACCCACGCAGCCAGGAGAAAUGCGUACCCAACGUCAGGAUGUAUCCACGGGGAAGGAGGGAGGAGCUGGAGACAGAACAGCCAACCAGGACCCACCUGGACCCAGUGAGGAAGGGUCAGAGGUCACUGAAACAGCCUUCAACCCCAUGGAGGACCCUGCCACUGAACCUACUGCUGCCAAGACAGAGGAGGAUGAGCUGGAGCAGCGCAGGCUGUGGGAGGAGGGCCAGGCUGACUACCUGGGCAAAGACGCCUUCGACAACAUCCAGGAAAAACUGGACCGAUUCUUACAUUUGUAGCUUGUUUUGUGAGGCAAGAUACUGUAUAUUCAUGUUCAUGUUUAAGGGUGUUAUGUAUCUAGUGUAGGCCACCACUCUAAUAGAGGUUUCUGUGUCCCUUUGCUGUAAAAAAAAAUAUAUAUAUAAACUUGAUCUCAAUUUAUAAAAAAAUGUGGUCAUAGAAUUCAAGUUCAGAUGCAUUCCUUAUUUUGAUGUUAUGCUGGAAAUUUCUGGAAGAUUUUAAAUUGUCUUUAUGUUGCCACUAGAGGGUACUGUGGCUUUUUAAAUAAAGCACUUUUCCUGGUCAAAGUUAAAGUCACACUCAACUCCAACAGCCCUAUAGGGGUCAUGAUAGCCUUGCAUAGACUCCAGAGACUACGGAAACUAGGGAAAGAAUAAGUAAUAUUGGCCUCAGGGAUCCUAUUCAUACAUGUUGAUGGAGCAAUAUUAAUCUAUAGGCUUGUACACCACUAUUGUCCAAGGAGAGAAUGGUAACCCUCACUGUGAGGGUCUGGGAAGGGCUGUGUAGGCCUACCAAGACAGGAGAUAUAAGGUCAGUACAGAACUGUUAACGCUAUCCUGAAAGACUAAAUACAACCUCAAACUGAAUAGAAUAAUAACAUAUUCCAAAACGUAUAGGCUACUUACAGUAACAAGCCCACCUUCCCAUUCCACCUUCCAGCUCACUAUCUCUCUAGUCCAGUCUGUUCCAGUCCAUCAGCAGCAGCCUUAUGUAACUUAAGGCUGCACUUAAAUGGACUAAUCAGCCACACCUUUAAAUCAGGCAAGUGGAGCCAUCUAGCUGUAUUCUCUACCAGUUAUUCAAUAGCAUUGACAUCACACAAUGACCCUCCUAAAGGAUUUCACUACUGCCUGAGUCUAUUUGCUUUGACCAUCGCUUUUAUUUGACACCCAGAUGUUUUCUCAGAAUUCCAUAGCUUCGCUGUCAGGUACAUUAACUGUGCUAUCCACCUAGCCAGGUGGAGAAUCUAGCAAACUGCAUGCACCGUUAAAAACAGGAGCUUCAGUUUAGGAGGGUGGAGGCG
This is a messenger RNA of Salvelinus fontinalis (brook trout), 2985 nucleotides long. RefSeq names its product glycogenin 2 (gene gyg2). The coding region runs from base 401 to 1960 and encodes 519 amino acids. The transcript has 9 exons. NCBI's taxonomy places the organism in Eukaryota, Metazoa, Chordata, Actinopteri, Salmoniformes, Salmonidae. Gene Ontology annotation, molecular function: glycosyltransferase activity. Gene Ontology annotation, cellular component: cytoplasm. The record is from RefSeq and is a predicted model, not a curated record.